GUGUGCGGCGUGCGUAGAGAUGUGUGUCUUUUUCCUCGCUCUGCAGCCUUCUUCCCGAUACGUUUUGGUGGCAGCCAACAACCGGGACGAGUUUUUCGCCAGAGAGACUACGCAAGCAGCUUUCUGGGAUGACGCUCCGUUCAUACUGGCCGGUCGGGACGUUGAGGGGGGAGGGACGUGGAUAGGAGUCAGUACUGACGGAAAGUUAGCCACUCUGACCAAUAUCAGAGGACCCUACCAACAGCCAAAGAGAUCUGGAGCAAAAAGCAGAGGUACUCUGGUGUCCGAGUUUCUCAAAAGUGACUGUAACCAGACCCCCCAGGACUACUGCCAGUCAGUUCUAUCCAAUGCCCACCUCUACAGCGGCUUCAACCUCAUCACUGCCAGAAUCAAACCAGAGGUGGAGGCAACCUACUGUACUAACGGUGACCCAGUAACCAGUCACAGCCUGUCCCCCGGUGUGUACGGACUCAGCAACGAGAGACUGGAUUCUCCCUGGAAGAAGGUCACUCGAGGGAAGUCGAGGUUCUCGGAGUGUGUUUCUCACCUCCAGACUGGGGCUGUGGAUGAGGACGAGUGUGAGAGGCAGCUUCUUGACCUCCUCUGUGACCAGACAUGUCUUCAUCCUGAUGAGAAUGUCCCGACACUGGGGUUCCCCGAGCCUGUCCUCAGAGAUCUCAACUCCGUCUUUGUCCCUCCAACCUCUCUGGUGGACUCCGGACUCUAUGGAACCAGGUCACGUCAGAACUCUUAGAUUCUCCCUUUAGACUAUCAACUGAUGCUCAAACGGACAUUAGUGCCUUGGACCACUUUAUACAUGACUAUAUAUACCUUCUGACCUGUUGAGUUUGCUUUUGAUUUGUUUGAGUGCGACGUAAGUGCAUUAAAUGAACAUUGGCCAGUGUCCCGGAGUCUCUGAAAGGUUAAUAGCUCUGUCCAUGAAAGUUUAUUAGUGUGGCGAGGAAUAUUCAAUCCACGAAAGUGUUUUCUGUGAAAACUUACUUAUCUACAUACAAAACUGCGGAUGUUUUCUUCCACCUAUUUGAGAACAGUAUAUAUAAUGUUGGGACUUUCAAGUUGUUGUUGCUUGCUCCAGGACCCACACAGUGGUGAUGGUCAGUGCCAGUGGAGAAGUCAGGUACACAGAGAGGACUAGAGCAAUGCCAGUGGACCUCGCACAACCACGCUGGGAGACAAAGAGAUUCACUUUUCACGCUACUUAGCCACUCGUUUAUAUCAUCAUUCUGCAACCCACGCCCAUUUUAUAAUUGAGUAUUUUGCGGUCCGGCAUGUCGUUGCGUGCACACACACUGAGAGGAUUUCAGCUUUGCCACGUACAGCAACACCUCAGAGACAAACAUAAUUACCGUUACACAUCAAAAUACAUUUUUUAAAUUGUUGCCGGUAAAUUUGCAGCAGGACAAAGACGGAGAAAAAAAUGCAUAGCAAGCAAGUGAAAAUUGAAAGGGAUUAAGUAACUAUUUUUUGCCUAUUAUCAGCGAUCAUAAUUCGUAGUCCGAGUCGGAGUCCCUGUGGCUUUCUUCGAGGAGGGCAAGGCUUGGGGGAAAAGGGGGCGUAAAACAAGGCCUCCAUGUUUCCGUUCCCCCUGCGGUACAUGACGGCAAUGCUCAGCUUUCCCCGUAUGUCGGAGAGACACUCCUCUCCGUAGGCACCGUGCAUGUUCACGUGGGUAUGCUUUGCCAUGGAAAAAGCGAGAGGUCGCGACUUGGACAACGGGGUGAUGGACGAAAUUAUGUUUCCCGAGCGACAGUGGACGAUCUUGGCAACUCCGUCCGAGUGACCUACCGCGAUCACCGCGUAGAGCGGACUGACGGCUAGCAGCUUGCAAUCGUUGAACCCUUCCGGCCAUUUUAUUCUCACCGAGAGCAUCCUUGCGAAUGUCUUGAGGUUGAAAAAGUGGAGACAGAGACCCGUGUUGUACGGAUACACGAGGCUUGUCAGGAAAGCGAUGAAAGUCUCGUCGGGCGACAGGAGAAUGUGGCUGGUGGUAGUCACAACCAUCACUGCUAUAUGGUCCAGGUCGUAGAAGGGGUUCAGGGUUGCAAGGGACUUGGAGACUUCGAUCUUCCUCUGUUUAACAUCGUGCGUGACCUUGAACACACAUGCACCCGUGCCUCCCUGUACAACGAGACGGUGAGUUUUGCAGCCGUCCCACGAUACAACAAUCGGCUUUACAGGUCGUGGCAUGUACGCAGUUAACUUGUUAGGGAUGGGAGCCUUGUGAGUAUAGUCUAUUAGCGUGUCUCCUUCGACUUUUAAUAGUCGGAGGCUCCAGUGGUACGAAUGCGUGAUCGUUUCGCUGCUGCCUAUGACAAGGAACAGGCAGUGUCGACAGAAUCCGACCCCAUCACCGCUAUCUUUUUGGACUAUUCUCUCAAAGAGCCGCGAGUGAGUGUGGGUCUCGAGAUUGUAGCGCAGCCAGCGACCCUCCGUCGUCUGCCACACCACGUGGUUCGCAAACACGGCGGCGUACGUCGCGUCCCCGUACCUCCCCUUCACUGACGCUACCUUUAGAAUGGUGCGACGGCGCGGACAAAGUUCUCCGAUGACAGUCUCCUCUUCUUCCAGACACUGGCGGUCCAACGUCUUCACAAAGUAGCCCUGCCCGGCAUACACACAUCGAGAGCUGGAUUCGAACGGGUAGUGGCCCUUUAGGAUCUCACGCUCGGGGCGUACACGGGCUAUGUGGUCGGUGUAGAGGCGCGCCUGGUGGAAAACGCCGUCAACGCACUUGAACUCUGACUGGAGCCUCUUCACCCAUUCGGCCGGUAGCCCAGCGUACACGGUGGCGCGCCGCCAGAAGGCGGCCAAGGCUGGGUUAGCCAGCAUCUCCUUCCAGGCCUUGCAGACCGUCCUCCAUUCGAGGACGUCGCUGACGCGCAAAUAGUUGGUGAUGUGCUGGAUUAUAUCAGGCGGGAGCUUCGUGAACAUGUCUAGUUUCGGACCAGUGUCAGUGGGCUCCCAUUGAGGUGGCUUUCUCCUUUUCUUGAAGCUGAAGCCUCCCCUCUGCCGUCCACCCAGCAUCUCUGCCCAAAAAACCACCUUUUC
Molecule: messenger RNA, 3069 nt
Organism: Geodia barretti
Lineage: Eukaryota; Metazoa; Porifera; Demospongiae; Tetractinellida; Geodiidae
Source: the annotation of a GenBank genome assembly